Messenger RNA from Ochotona curzoniae (black-lipped pika), 1046 nucleotides. It is a transcript of the gene CITED4, whose product is annotated as Cbp/p300 interacting transactivator with Glu/Asp rich carboxy-terminal domain 4. The coding region runs from base 186 to 728 and encodes 180 amino acids. The record is from RefSeq and is a predicted model, not a curated record. Lineage: Eukaryota; Metazoa; Chordata; Mammalia; Lagomorpha; Ochotonidae. The transcript has a single exon. Gene Ontology annotation, biological process: regulation of DNA-templated transcription. Gene Ontology annotation, cellular component: nucleus.
UGCGGCGGUGGGUUUCGCAGGUCCGCGGGGCUCGGUGCGUCCUGCGCAGGGCAGGAGGACGGAUCGGGUUUCGUUUUCCUUUGCGCGGCUGAACUGAGGGACGGCACAGGGUCCGACCCUCCCGCUGCAGAGGACCAGCUGGCCGAGGCCAGGGCGCGGCCCGCGCUGACCCUCCACCAGUCGCCAUGGCCGACCACCUGAUGCUCUCCGAGGGCUACCGCCUGAUGCCGAGGCCACCCCCCGUCGCGUCCGCCCAUGCGCUCCGGACUCUGCAGCCGUACGCCGGCCCUUGCCUGGACAGCGGGCUGCGGCCGCGGGGGACUCCACUGGGACCACCGCCACCCCAACCCGGAGCCGUGGCAUAUGGGGCCUUCGGGCCGCCGCACUCCCUCCAGCCCUUCCCGGCCGUGCCGCCUCCUGCCGCUGGCAGCCCGCACCUGCAGCCGGGCACGGCGCUGUACCCAGGCCGUGGCCCCGCGCCCUCGGGUGCCGCGGGAGCCGCCCCGGGGCUGCAGCCGGCGCCCGGAGCAGGGGCCCCGCAGCCGCCCGCUCAUGGCCUGGGAGGCAUGGACGCCGAGCUCAUCGACGAGGAGGCGCUGACGUCGCUGGAGCUGGAGCUCGGGCUGCACCGCGUGCGGGAGCUGCCCGAGCUCUUCCUGGGCCAGAGCGAGUUCGACUGCUUCUCUGACUUGGGGGUGGCACCGCCCGCCGGCCCGGUGAGCUGCUGAGCGGGGCCGCGCCGCCCGGGAGGCGGGACAGGCCUGGGGAGCCGCGGCGGGCUCCGGCGCACCCUCCGUGAGGGUGCCUCCCGCGGGUGGCGGUCCAGGCGCACCUUUUGCCGCCACUCCGUGAAGGCGUCUGGACCAGCCCCGGAACUUGGCGUGCCCGCCGUCUCCUCACCCCAACUCCCCAAUCUGAGCCACUCCGGGCCUCUGCCUGACGUCCCCCCACUGCGGGAUCGGGUCCGGAGCCCCCUUCCAGAAAGCGCCCGCCCUCGCCGCCGGGGUAGGACGCAGCCCCGCAAGAGGGAAACAACGCCCGGCCCG